AUGACAGAGACAGAAGGACAGGCUGUGAAAAAGAGGAGGGCAGCCACUGCCCGUCGGCAGCAUCUGAAGAGUGCUAUGCUCCAGCUUGCUGUCACUGAAAUAGAAAAAGAAGCAGCUGCUAAAGAAGUGGAGAAGCAAAACUACCUGGCAGAACAUUGCCCUCCUCUGUCACUCCCAGGAUCCAUGCAGGAACUUCAGGAGCUGUGCAAAAAGCUUCAUGCCAAGAUAGAGUCAGUGGAUGAGGAGAGGUAUGACACAGAGGUGAAGCUACAGAAGACUACAAAGGAGCUGGAAGACUUGAGCCAGAAACUCUUUGACCUGCGUGGCAAGUUCAAGCGGCCGCCGCUGCGCAGGGUACGCAUGUCGGCUGACGCCAUGCUGCGGGCCCUGCUGGGCUCCAAGCACAAGGUCUGCAUGGACCUCCGAGCCAACCUGAAGCAAGUGAAGAAGGAGGACACUGAGAAGGAGAAGGAUCUCCGUGAUGUCGGUGACUGGAGGAAGAACAUUGAGGAGAAGUCCGGCAUGGAGGGCAGAAAGAAGAUGUUUGAGGCUGGCGAGUCCUAAGCACCUGCAUCUCCACAGCUGUCCUCCUCUCUCCGCUGUCCCUGCUGCCCCGCCAGGCUCAGGGGCGCUGACUGGGUGCCAUUUCUCUCUAGUUUUGUGAAGAGCUGCAUCAUGGCAGCAGUGAUGUAAAUAAAGCUUUGGUGGGAGA
Vidua chalybeata is the source of this 712-nucleotide messenger RNA. It is a transcript of the gene TNNI2, whose product is annotated as troponin I2, fast skeletal type. The coding region runs from base 1 to 564 and encodes 187 amino acids. Gene Ontology annotation, cellular component: troponin complex. Lineage: Eukaryota; Metazoa; Chordata; Aves; Passeriformes; Viduidae. Gene Ontology annotation, biological process: muscle contraction. The record is from RefSeq and is a predicted model, not a curated record. The transcript has 6 exons.